AUGACCUACGAUCAUCUCAAGUGCAGGCCUGGUUCCCGCCUUAACCUCGUCAUUGGCCCCAAUGGUUCGGGGAAGAGUUCUCUUGUCUGUGCCAUUGCACUUGGACUCGGUGGAGACCCCCAGGUUCUAUGAUGUCGACCUUCCACCCACCCUCUUUUCUUCAAUUUUCUUUUAGGGUCUACCGUGUAAUUUACUCAGUAACAUUGGCCUUUGAUUGGAGAUAAAAGAGAGCAUCAUCCGAAUGCUCCAUGGUCAAUUUCAUAUUUAGGGCAGCUUCGCUGAAGCGGUCACUAUUUUCACGAUGUGCUCACAGGUACUUGGAAGGGCUUCAAGUAUUGGGGCGUUUGUGAAACGGGGCGAGGAUAAUGGUUACAUAAAGUUAUCACUUAGAGGUUGUACCUCCGAAGAACGAAUCACCGUCAUCAGGAGCAUCAACACUCAGAAUAAAUCUGAGUGGCAGCUCAAUGGUAUAUGUCUUCUUCUUCAAGAUUUUCUUAAUUAAUGUUUGUUUUCUGCAAAUAUUUUUUUCAGAAGCAGAAGCUGAAUAAUUUUCUAAAGCAUGUGCAAACUAUGUGCAAGCUUAAUUUUCUUAAUUAUUCCAGUGAUUGCCGUACUAUGUAGGGAUUUGAGGUCGAUUCUGAAUUGGUCAGUUUGGUCUCAAAACUUUGAGAUGUUGCAUAUAAUGUGAACUACGUUCCUUUCAAUCUUCCACGUAGCCUUCGGAAAUGCUUUUCUGUCAAUUUUAUUGAUCCUUACAAGGCAACAUUCCGAAGUAUAAGAAAGUUACAAGACAUUGGAUCUGAGAAAAAAAUGUUUUCAUGGGAACUAGGCAGUACAUUUCCUAUGGAUGAACAAAUACAUUAGUCCAUCACAAUGCUUGCAUUAGUUCCUGGAGAGAGAUGAUUGUUGGGAAGGUUUUACAACAUAUCUCACCAAUUCGCAGAAUGGACGUUCAUUGUGGAGAUGAUUGUUGGGAAGGUUUAAAACAUAUCUCACCAAUUCGCAGAAUGGACAUGCUCAUUGUGGGGUUAUUGCAUAAUUUACAGGUUCUUGCUAGCACUCAAGCCAACAACAAAUAGAUGGCGAGAAAAAAAACUGCUGAUCCUACUUGGCUCAUAGAUACUUUGUACAACAGUAGUUGCUAAUUGCCGCCUAGGGCUCAUCUGUGAAUCCUUUUUCAUUUUAUUUAUUAUGGAGACUAAAAUAGAUAACUGUCGCUAAACAUGCAUUUUAUUCCUAGACAAAGUAUUCCUUCUGCCUUGUUAUGCUGUAACUUUCCUAGAUGAAACUGUUAUGUAUGCAUAACGAAGAUAUUUCAUGUGACAAUUUGAAUCAAACAGUGCUGUUACACGUUACUUUAGAUAGACUCUUCUAGCUCUUCCUUUAGUAGGCAGAUCCCAUGUAAAACCCCCCUUAGAUUUUGAAUGUCGUUAUCUAGUCUUCUUGAAUUUUCCGUUUUGAUCAUAGGCUGGUGGGGCUGGUGAUGCACAAUUUUUUUGGUUGAUUAGGAUAAAAAAUUGUAACCUUUGGAAUGAUGAAAGAGAUUAUGGCGAAUAGUCUUCUAAGCUACUAGCAUGAUUUCGUCCGGGGGACUCAACAGUUUUCUCCCAUUAUAUUUUACGAGGAUAUGCUAAUGAAAUUUGCAUUGUGAGAUUUACAGUAGAUACAAGAUCAUCAUGCUUAGAGCAUUUUUUUUAUGCUACGUGAUUAAGUUUUUCUUGUAGGUAAUAAUGAAACGCAGGCAUUGUUGGAAUGAAGUCCAGGCAGUAUGUGUUAUAUCAGUGCUUGCCAAUAACUUGCUACUCUGGGAGGGCAUCCGUAAAAAUUAUUUGGAUUUCAUAUAAUCAGAAAUAAUGUGAAGGAUACUAUACUAAGUAGCAUUCGUAAUCUAAACUAAAGAAGUCCUUGAACUUGUAGUAUCUGAAUUUGAUUCAAGAUUUUGUAAUCCAUGAAUAGAAUUGUUUACUGUUAAUGUUGAUCAAUGCAUAACUAUUGGUAUCUCUUAUAUGAUGUCAAAGCUUUAUUGUUGGUUGAAGUCUCUUCUUGUUUUAUGCUCUAAAGUGGGUUAUUUUUCAGGAGUCAAGGUACCCAAACGGGAUGUCAUUGAAACUAUUCAAAAGUUUAACAUUCAAGUCAACAAUCUCACUCAAGUAAGCAACAAUUGUUUUGUUUUAAGUUAAGUUGUAAAAUGUGUUUAAAAUAAGUUGAUGAAGGUGGAUGAAAAAUAAGUUUUUCAAUGCAUAUCUUGUAAAUAGAUGCAUAUCAUCUGAUGAUACUUGUGUUACAGUUCACUUUUCCCUUCACUUCUCAAAGAUGAAAACUACUGCUUCAUUAAGGCUAGCACAGCUUUUGGAAUUGCUUUCUUGUUGAGUGGUGACACAGUAAGAAAUUGAGAAGUAGAAUGAACCUUGAUUCUACAAGGAUUGAAAAGGGUUCCCUUGAAUUUAUGGAGAGAGAGAGAGAGAGAGAGAGAGAGAGAGAGAGAGAGAGAGAGAGAGAGAGAGAGAGAGAGAGAGAGAGAGAGAUCAAAAUAACACUUUGGGAUGAAAACCUAUGUUUCUUUACUUUUCGUGCUCAUUUACAAUGACAAAAAUUAGCUAUGGACCUUUCGUGUUAGGCAUGUGGGUAAUCGGAGGUUCACGUGAGGGUUAAUUGGGGUAAUUAUGCCAAUGCCUUGCAGGAGAGAAAGUGACUAUUAGGGUUUGUAUAAGAUGAAGGGAGGGAGGAUGAGAUUUUGUGGCAGGCGGCAGGUCGUUGAUAAGAGAAAUGACCUUCUCGAAAGGUCACCAUGAACUGGAGCUAGGGUUCCUUCCGGAACCCAAUCUCUCCCCUUUUUGGUAUCCAAAAACUUGAUUUUUCUCUUUCUUUGCAUUCCAAUCUUGGGUUCCUUUCAACUUGUAUCAGAGCCAGUUUUGAUACCCCCCAACGUUAAUGACAGUAGAUUGGAAGCCCUAGAGAAAGAAAACUAAGAAGUCAGGGAGGGGUUACAGUGGAUACGUGAUAUGGAGAGUCUUCCACAGCAGCUGAGCGGAGUAGAGGAGAGUUUGAAAACCCUAAUGUAGGGAAUGGUGCAAAUGGCGCAAGCCAUGGAGGAGAUGUAACUCUCAAGUCAUUAGACAAGGAGAUCUGAUGCCAAAUGGAAGAAUCCAAUGGCAGAAGGAGAAGCAAGUGCAGGUGAAAAUUUUCCUUUAGAAGAUGCAUUUCGAUGAUAGAGAAGCCAUUUUAGAGUGGAGGAAUUCCCUGACUUCAGAACAAGAACAGACCGAAUGGGAGAUGCUGCGUAUGAGUCAUGGAGAGGUUGACUAGAAAUGCCCACCUCCAGUUGGGAAUAUCUAGACAAAUGAAUCUCUUUUAGGGUAGAAUUAUAUUUUUUCUAUGAACAGUUUAUAUGAAGUGGAGAAAUUAGUGGUAAGUAGGGAUGAGUUUUGAAGAGGAAACAUUAGCAUGAUUUUGUUGGACGGAUGCUAGAGAUCUUUUCUGGAGUUGGAAGGUCAUCAAACAACAAUUAUUGGAAAGGUUUGGAACGUCACAAGUCGGGAGUCAGUGAGAGUGGUCCCUAGACAUUAAGUAACAUAGGACAUUGGCGGAAUUAGAGCAUGAUUUUGAAAUCAUGUCAGCAUCCAUGGAAGACCUACGUAAUGAAGUGUUAUCUUCAUCAAAGUGUUGAAGCCAGAGAUCUGAACAGAAGUCAGGUUACAUAACCUGAUGGGGCUUUGGUCAAUUAUGAAGACUGCUCAAUUGGUGGAAGAGAAUAACGGAAUAAUUAGGUCUGAUGGAGACUUGGAUGACCCAAAACCACCAAGACCCAGCCCCUAUGGAGCGUCAAGCACGUUUCUGGGUAAUGGAAGAACUAGGAAUUUAGAUCGAAUUUUAAGUAGGACCUCUGAAUUGGGCAAGAUCAUUAAGCCACUACUGAAUGUAGCCACAACAUGGGGUUUGCAAUCACCUGCUAUCAGAGGAAGUUUGUCCAACAAUCGUGGUGAAAGAAUCAAGUGGUGACUAAAGCUAAUUGAGGGAGAGAUACAACAAGAAGAGCCAAAGAUUAUGCUUCACCUACAGCAAAAAGUAUAACCUAGGGCACUUGUACAAGAGAGUUGUAAAUUCUCGUUGUGCAUGAAGAUGAUCAAGGGACUGGACUUAAUUCAGAUGAAGAAAUAACGGAAGAAUUGAAUUAGGCAUAAGACCAAAGGAUCGAAAUUAUGGAUUCAAAGGGACGACCUACUAACCAUCAAAGCCAUUUGGGAGUUGGUGGCCACAGGACAAUAACAAUCUCAUGGACUCCUCCUUGAGGACCAAGUGGAUCUUACAGGGGGGGAGUAAUGUUAGGUAUGCCAGGAGCCUAACUUACUCCACGAGUAAGAGGGCAUGUUGAUUAUGUAAGGGUCAAGUGAAGGUUAAGUAGGUGUAAUUAGGUCAGUGUCUUUCAUGAGAGAAAUGGGUUAUUAGGGUUAGGACAGGAUAAGGGAAGGGGAGGAUGAGAUUUUGUGGUAGGCGGAAGCUUGUGGAGGAGUGCGGUGUCACUCUUGAAAGAUCACCAUGAACUGGAGCUAGGGUUCGUUCCGGAACCCCAUCUCCCCCCUUGCUAUUAUCUUAGAACUCUAUUUUCCGCUUUCUUUGCACUCCAAUCUCGGGUUCCUAUUAGGAUCACCUAAAAAAUAGGAUGUGAUAACCACAUGGAUCACUUAAAAAAGAGAAAAGGACAAGCGAAAUUGCGUAAAAUAAAAGAUCUAGUGUAGGUAACGUGCUGCUAGUUUGGGUUGUCCAUGUUUCACCCGUUCUAGCCUUUUGAACUUUACUUUUUGGGCCAUAUUCAUUUCUAUCGGUUUUCUGCAAUUGGAUAACAUGAUGCAAUGUUUGGACCGUCCACAUUUCAUCUAAUUGGGCUUUUUCUGCCACUUUUUUGGGCCGUACUCAUUUCCUGCAAUAAUAUUCUACAUCAAGAAACUAUUUUAAGGCUUCUAGAAAGUACUUUUAGCUCAUCAAAUUGCAAUAUGGGAGCUCCAAAUUGAAGACCCCGCCCAAAUAUCAUGUUCAAACAUUCAUAAAUUUAUUAUUAUCUAUCAAGUUCACUAAUGUGCAAGGCCACAUGUUGUCUAAGGAGGGUGCUACUAAUCUGCCUAUAAAGAGGCAUUUUUGUCAUGUUUUCUUGUGUGUUUUAUUUCAUGAAGCUUCGGAAAACGAAGGGAGAAAGCUUCUCAUGGAGAAUUUCUUAGCUGUUCAUUUGUCUUGGUAUGCUUGCUGGUGGACAAUAUAACCUUCGGCCACUUUAAGCAGUGAGAAACCACAUGGUUCCCCCUUUUGAUUUUAUUUCUUGAGAAAUAUUUAGCAUCAGGCUGCCUUGUCUAGUUUGACUAAAAUCCUCGGAAGAUUGCCUGAUCGAAGUCAAAUGACCCAGGUUUCUGGCCCACCAUUCAGAUCUACUAGUUUCUAAUGGAAUCACUGGUAUUGGAAGAAGAUCAUGGAAAAGGUAUGCUUGUGGUUUGAGGGAGGACGUUGGAGGGGGGAACGAGGGUGAAGGAAGAGUAAGGAUAAGGAAAGAAAAAAGGGAAAAGACACCCGCCUGUGAACCAGUUGAAAAUGAUGAAAGUUGCCACUAUUCACCAUUGACUGCAUUGGAAUUUUUCUCUGCUUGCUGCUUCCGGCCCAUUUUUGAGAAGAUGGGUCCAGGAGGUUUAAUAAUAUUGCAUUUUAUUAGGAAAAACUAUUUUUAAACUCUGCUGCAUCCAUACCUAUUUGCAAAAUAUUUUUGAAAACUCGUGUUGACAUCAUUUAAAAUAUUUUGUUGCAGUUCAUUUUGUUGGUGCCCUAAUGGAAAGAGAACAAAAACUGGAAAAAUGUUUUAUGAGUUUUUUUAUCAGUCAUUAUGUUGUCUGUACUCGUCUCCAAAUCGGCAUCAUUCUUCCUGCAUUUUUGUCCCUUGUAAUAAUUAUAAAUUAUUCUUUCAUGCACUAAACUUUUACAUAAUGCUUUAGUCUGUCAUUUCUAAGAAAAAAAAGAUGGCAAGACUUUGCAGAAUUAUCAAGUUUCUCACUAGAUGUGUUCUUAAUGUGCUUCAUUUUUUUUCUGGUUAAAUCACAUUUUUAAUGACUAGAGAGCCCUGGUGACUAUUGCUACAUUUGUUUGGUCUCUCCAGUUCUUACCACAAGAUCGGGUCUGUGAAUUUGCCAAGCUAACUCCAAUACAACUUCUGGAGGAGACUGAAAAGGCUGUCGGCGAUCCAGAGUUACCAGUUCAACAUCGUGCUCUUGUUGAGAAAAGUCAGGAAUUGAAGAAACUGGAACUGGUAACCUUUACAACUGUUUUCAUUUAUAGUUUUUAACUCAACAAUUGCAUAUGUCAACUGGUUGUGAUCUUCAUCGCAUUUGCUUUUAUCAUAAAUUUAUCUUGGACUUUGUUUAUUCUCUUGUAGACUAUCAAACAAAAUGAAGAUACCUUGAAUCAAUUGAGGGCACUUAAUUCUGAACAAGAAAAAGAUGUAGAGCGAGUUCAUCAAAGAAACCAACUUCUGGCUAAGGUCUGUGUGAUCAUUCAUUCGUUUCUCUGCAAGAUAUGCUCCUGAUGAAAUUUUGUCUGUUGUAGGCUGAAUCUAUGAAGAAGAAAUUACCUUGGCUCAGAUACGAUAUGAAGAAAAUGGAAUAUAAGGAAGCCCAGAAAAAAGAGGUUCAAGCCAAGAGAAAGCUGGAUGAAGCUGCUAAAAUUCUCAAUGAUCUCAUCAGACCAAUCGAGUAUGCUCGUAAACAGUUGCUAUACUUAAAUUGAUUUGCAGAGUAUGAAUAGUGGAUAGCUGUUAUGCUGUUUAGGUUUUUCUCAUUUUUCAUUUUGUAAUGGCACACCUUUAAUCCAUACAAACCAGUAGAUGAUCCUUUUUCUAUAAAGAGAAACCUCUAAAUAUAUAAAAGCAGGAUGAGGGAUCUUUACAUUUUCAAGCGAUUAGGUCAAAAAGCUGCAAAUUAUUAUGGUGUAUAGGUGAAGUGAUGAUAUAUAUUUUUGCAUAUAAAGUAUCUUGAUAGAAUUUUCUGUACAGUGGAUCAGCCAGGCAUCAUACAAAUGAGUAAGAAUUCUGUACAGUGUUUUGAGGGCUAGUGAUGCUCCCUUGUAUUCAAAUUUAAGCAUAGCAGAACACAAGGGUUUGAAACAGUCUUAGUGCAGACCCAUUUCAACUUGACAUAUCUUCUCCGCCAUAAAGUAGUUACAUCUGAGGUUAUAUUUUCAACACAAAAGACUGAGGCUAAACCAGUAUAUGGGACAACUCCUUCUGUCUUUGACUGUGUUUGUACUGAAUCUAGUUUUUGUUUCCCUUGCUCUUUGAUUUUGAACAGUCUUCCAGCAGCAUGGUAAAAAAAAAUCCGAUUCAGACUAUGCCAAAUGAAGUUUUAAGGUGAAAUUUGAUCCAUUUCAAAUUAAGUAUAAGUAAAUAUAAAGACCAGCAACAAAUUUGUUGAUCUUCACAAGUUAGUUGGUUUUUCGCUGUGCCCAGAGCGGCACCAAAAGUCCAAGGAAUAAGAAAAGUGCAGAGAACUUAUUCCAUUUAAAAGGACUACGAUUGAGUCUAAUAUGCUUGUUUCGUUUUAUGUCUUCCUUAGAAGUCAUACCAUUGCGAAUUGAUACAUCUGUCGAUUGCACCACGAAGAUAACUACUAAAUAAGGAGCAAAGAAGACUUCCCAAACCUGUUGGAUGUCAAUCGUUUUAGAUUCAAUGCACUGCAAUUGUGAAAGAUAGACUAGCUAGUGUGUUGUGAGAUCACUUUUGUGAAACUUCCAGUGUGACUACCUCCAAGAAAAUAGCUGAUUUUUGAGCAAUGAAUAAUUUUUUGCAAGAUGAAGAUAAUGUCCAAUGGGGAUCAGAACGUUUUAGCAAAUAAUGUUAUUGCGGGGUCUAUUCUUGCUAUUUUUAGACGGAAAUGAGAGGUAGCUACAGCUUGUUUGGAGCAGGGAUCAAUUGGGUGUCAGAUUACACGGCUUUCUCUACAUCUUUGGACUCUGGAAUCCAUCUGCAACAUUGCUGAUUGUUUUGUCAUUCUGAAACAGGUAGAUAGAGGAAUGCUGACAGCUGAAGUACUAAUAUAUAGUAAAUUAGGAAUAGAAGGAACCAAUAACAAAGCUAUCCAGAGACUUACGAUUACGUAUGAAGGGGAAUUUUUUCUCAUGACGAAUGAGUAUCAAUAUAUAUUCAAUUUCUGGUCGAAAAAUCCACCCAGAAAUCAGGCUCAGACUUGUUCAAAAUAGUUAUGGGCUGAAGUACAUGUGUUACUGGGAUUCAAGGAAAGACAUAAAGAACAAGAGGGUGUUGAAGAGGCUGAACAGAGCAAAGACAGAUUCCUAAGAAAGACAUAGGAUGAGAGGCCUGAAGGCCGCUCCAAAAAUGCCUGAAAACUGAGAAAGGCACAUCCUGCUGGCCAGUUAUUAUGUUACGAACGACUGAUAACUUUGAUUCAGCAAUUUGUAGAGGGGAGAAAGUAAAGGGGAAAAAUAUAAUGUAAUUGGCUUCUUUAUAAAUCACAAUGCUGCUGUGCAGAAAAGUAAGGAGAAGAUUGAUGAUCAACACGAGGACAAAAACUAGGAUCCGAUCACAAAAACUAGGAUACCUUUGAAUGGUCUUGUAGGGUGAUAAGUACUGAGAUAAGUGCAGGGUAUAACGGAACUGAUGUAAUAAUAGUCACUGAAACUGUUGCUUAUAUGACAUUUGGAGAGGGUGGUGAGGACUUAAAAUUGAUAAGAGCUGGAAUAAGCAAACAACAACUUGAAGUUCGUCUAUUACAAGAAAGGAAAACCCAAUAAGGUCCUCCCAUAGCACGCUGACUGUAUGUCUAAAAGGAUCUUUUGGACAGUGUGAUCCCCAAAUGUCGGGGAUUUCAUUCCCUGAGUAACAGGAUAGACUGUCAGAGGAAGAUAUUAUUGAUAUAGUGAGGGUCAGAUAUCUCUGAGAAUAUACCUUAGUGUCAAUAGUGGAAGCUGUCACUCCUAUUGCUGCUGUGUGCACAUUCUUCACUAUGGUUUACUAAUGAAUUAAGGGUAUUGGAGAGGAAAGGAGAAAUAUAUGGUUUACUAAUGAAUUUUAUGACAUAGGAACAUUUACGCCAAAUCUUGUCCCUGUGACAUUGAUAUUUUAUGCAUUGUCUAACUCUGUUAGAACAAGAUUGAGGAACCACCAUAGUGAAUGAAUGGGAAGAUAAUGUAGUAUAUGGAUGUACAUGUAGAAAGCUGAUGGUAUAGAAUAGAGUCUUUUCUUCAAGCCGAACUGCCUGAGCAAGUUUUAUUAAAGCGAGACAUUUUGAAUGCCAAAUGUAGUUUCAUUAAAUUUGUAUAGUCUUGUUCAGUGUACACUUUAUGGUCUUAUUAGAUCAGAUUAUAGUAAUUUAAUAUGCUAGGAUCCUCUAAUAGCUAGCUAUUGGCGGCAGAUCUUGAAAAGUCACUUUUCCUUUGUGUAAUUUUUAAUUCUUCUCACUAUUUAAAUUUUUUGUCGUGAAAAGAUUAUAUAGAAUGAAGAGAAGGUUGCGAUUCAAAUGUAGAACUUUUUGUGUCUUUUGUCCUCUAGUCUUAGUGGUUAUGCUCUUGCAUAUAUUAUUAUUAACUUGUUCUAUCAUGUUACUCUCCUGAUGGAUAUUACUAGAGAUCACUUGGAAUAGAUGAAAAUAUAGCUGAUUUUUUAGGGAAAAGAAGAAGGUAAAAGAAGAAAAUGAAAAAGCAGCCAAGAAAUCAGCUAGUGUCAUUGCCGAGAAAGUUAAUAGGUGCAAAGAUCUGCUCAUUCUGGAGAGUCACAAGGUACUUUGUCAUGUUGCAUAGAUUUGAAUAAAUUUGAGUUCUGAUAUUCCCCUAUGUGAUGGUCUGGUUUUGAUAAUUUUAUAGUGCAUGGAAGCUCAAGUAAAACAUACUGAAAUGGAUGAUUUGCGAAAACAAGAGGAAUCACGUCUACACAGGAUCAAGAAAGCUGAAGAUGAUCUUGCUGCGGCAGAAAUCGAGCUAUCAAAUUGCCCUAUUUAUGAACCUCCGAAGGACGAACUUGUAUGCCUCCGAAGGACUGAAAUCGGUUAUUUAUUUACUUAAUUCAUUCGAUAGGUUGUAAUGCUAUUGCAUCUUAGCAUGUGCUUAUUCUUUCAUGGCAUAAUUUUGAUGUUGUUAAAACCAGACCUGUUUACUUGAGCACAUUGUAACUAGUAUUUAACCUUUCAGUGUGUGUCACUUCGAUCUUCGAUUGAAGCUAUAUUACCCUGAUAUUUGAUCAUGCUUCAAACUAUAUUACUCCUGUUUUCGUCAGUCCAAUCUGUACCACAAACAUCACAGCCAUUUCACUUUUCUUGAUUGUUCUACAAUUCCAGUAAUGUCCCGUUUUCCACGCCUUCAUGCUGGUUUAAAAUGAACAGGGCUUUUGCACAAUAAAACUUAUGUUUCUAUAGCACCUUUAUGACAUCUCUGUACUACGGACCUUUCCUAAUGUAAGGAAACUUUAUUUCUUCUUUAGUUCUUAUAUUCUACAACCCUCUGGAUUGUCGAAACCAUAAAUAUUCCUCUGAUUGUGUUGCAGUAAUCGUCUCUACAACCUCUGACGUCUGUAACGCAUGGGAUGGUACAGACGACAGUCUGAAAUCUGCAGAAAAAACUGACAGCUACGGCAGAAAAAAGGAUUGUUGGUAUUUAAGGCUGAGCGAAUCGAAAAUGAAUGUCGAUAAUCAAGAGAGAUUGGUAGCAAUUAACGCUGUCCUGGAAAACCACGAUGAAAACCACCGAAAGAAUUCCGAAAUUUGCAAGCCUAAGGCUCUGAUACCUGGACACAGACCGUACAAAAUGAUGAUAGACGGGAACUACUUCUCAAACCAUAGAAAAAUUGGGUAUUUUAUACAAUUACCCGGCAACAAAGAAAGGAAACUAUCUAGGUUAAGGAAACUGAUCAACAGAAACUAACUCCUAAUUACACGUUUUUCCCACAGUGCCCUAAUUCGUUUUUUAUCUCUUCCUUUGUUUUUUCAAGUCUCAUUAUUCACCAUUCGGCAGAACACUUUUGAGUUGUAUUUCAUUAUUUGUGCACCUUGUUGGUAGUGGGGAAUUCAUUUUUAUUUUUCUAAAGGUGUUCUUAUGGAUACCGUGUUGUUUUUCUACUCUAAGUUGCCGAACAGAUUAAUGAUUCAUGACGAAAAUUCUGCUGCUAGUAGGAAUCAUUAGGCGCUAAAAUAUGUGAGCUAGAAGUCGCAGCUAACCAGAAGAAGCUUCACAAAGCAGAAAAAGAACGGUGCUUAAACCAACAUAAAUCAAUGUUGAAACAGUGCCUAGAAAGGUGGUCUAUUCCUUUUUGUGAUCUGUAAUCUUUUUUGCUAGUCAAGAGCUUGCAUUUACCAGAGUAUUUUUUGUUUUCAAAGAUUGAAGGACAUGGAAAGCAAGAAUACUAAGCUUCUUGAAGCAUUGCGUAAUUCUGGUUCAGAUAAAAUAUAUGAAGCUUAUGAGUGGUUGCAGGGGCAUCGUAAUGAACUGCGGAAGAAGGUCUAUGGGCCUGUACUACUUGAGGUAUGCCUAGAAAGAGAGUGGCAGUAAUUCAUGUGGAUUACAUUUUGUUUCAUUUAGUUCGUACUUUUUCUUGCACCAGGUAAACUUAAAAAAUCGUGAUUGUGCGCCAUACCUGGAAUCCCAGGUUCCUUACUAUAUUUGGAAGGUACAUUUUUUCAAGUGCUGUUUUUGAGAACUAAUUUAUCUUGUCGAUUUACACAUAGUACAUUCGUUGAAUGGCGGACAGGGUUCAAUGUUUGAACAAUUCAGCAAGUCUGACUGAAAUUCGAAGAGAUGUAAUAACUCAAAGAAGUAAAAAGCUAAUGGAGGAAUAACUGAAAAUAUGGAUUUACGAAAAAAAAGUUAAUUUAUUAUAUAGUAAUUGUGGUAACCACAAGAUUCUCUUAUCUAAUAAAUAAAAUGAACAUUGUUGACCCUGAUGGACAGUGGCACCCUAAUAAAUAUGUACAGAUCUAUGGUCUUUGGUCCAUAUACGAAUUAUGCAAACCUGAUGGACAACUAUACCCUACUGGAUAAAUUUUAGAUGUGUUCUUAUUCCGGAUAUGAAUGACCACAGUUCAUGAUUAUGUUUCUUCAAUUAUCCUUUCAACCUGUCAAUGAAUGUCUUGUUCAGUGGGGAUGUAAUGUGGACAAGAUGCAGUGUUGCCAUCCGUAGCUUGGUUCUUUUCUGUGCACUCUAUCGUAGAGUUUUAGAGCAGACGAGCGGUUUCAGUUCACCCUCUUGCCUCUUAUGGCUUGCUCUCAGCUAGAGUCUCACCGUCAGAGUUGAAACAAGGUAGGGACUCUCCUGGUCUCCGAUUGUGAGAAGAAAUCUAUCCUGAGAAACGUUGUGAAGUGAAUUUGGGGAAGGAUUAUGAAGCCAUGUCUCAACUUUGUGUCUUUGAAAUGGGUAGCUUCGACCCGCCUAGUUGAAACCUUUCAUGAUUCGUAUUGAGUCAGUAAUUUUGAUUUUGUUCGUGCACCCUAUAAACACUCAUUCAAGACAAGCCCCUUUCCGUUUUGGAGUCUUACUUCUCAUAUAUAGUAACUCUUACAAAAAAAAAUGACAAGACACUAGAGCAAGGUGCGCCAUUGGUCAUUGUCUCUGGAAGAAAUAAAGACAUCUAUAUCAUAUCCAUUUUUCCACUGCUUUUUCAUCCAACUCUCAUGCUUUUCUCAUAGUCUCCCCCCCCCCUCUUUUUUCCAAAAUUCAACUGACCAUCAAUGAAAUGUUUUCUCACAGUUUUAUUUUCCUUUUAAACCUGUGUCAUUUGAUGAUUUUAUGAAAAUAUUAUAUGCUUAUCCAUUCUUCUGUUAGUCUUUCGUCACUCAGGAUGCUGCUGAUAGAGAUUUCUUGGUCAAAAACCUCAAAUCAUUUGAUGUUCCAGUUUUAAAUUUUACAGACGAGGGAGGAACCACAGAAAUACCAUUUCAACUGUCUCAAGAGGUAUUAAAAAUUAGUAUUUUAGGGAUAAGACGUUUUUCCUCUAAGCUAUAGAGCUGACGAUUAUCUUUACUCUGCUGAGCAGAUGAAAGAUCUCUGUAUAUAUACAAGGCUUGACCAGGUUUUUGAUGCUCCUUCCGCUGUGAAACAAGUUCUCAACAGCCAGAGUCCUCUGCAAACCUCUGUAUGGUCACUUUCUAAUUCAUUGUGGAAUUCUUAAUGGGUAGUAACCGGAUACAAAUUAUUGAUCUCUAUCAAGUUAUGAAACAAACCGUGCUACCUAGCCAUGGCUUUUAUUGCAUGCAGCAAAGUUUCUCCUGAUAAUAAUUUUAUGGAAAAGUUUCUUAGUGUUUGGUUAUAGCCUCUUCUAACUUUGAACACUUUGUCCUCAGUACGUUGGCACACGAGACACAGAUCAGAGAGCUGAUGAGGUUCAACAACUAGGGAUUGCAGAUCUGUGGACACCAGAUUGUCAUUAUCGGUGGUCUAGGUCCAGAUAUGGCGGCCAUAUUUCAGCAUUUGUAGAUCCAGUACAAAAGUCCCGACUUUUCUUAUAUAGUAAGUAUUUGUAAUCUUGUGUGCUGCUUUCAUCCAUGUUCUCUGCAAAUUUACAUGUGCUCAUAAUACUUCCCUUUUACAGAUUUAGAAGUUGGGGAUGUGGAACGAAUGAAGUCUAGGAAAGAGGAACUUGAAGCCAGCAUAUCACAAAUGGAUGCAAUUUUGAAAUCACUUCAGUUGGAACAGAGGCAAUUAGAAGAUGAGGCAGCUAAACUUCAGAAAAAGCGUGUAUGUGAGCUAAAUUUAGGAUAUAUUUAUCACAGACAUUGUAACUAUGGGUAAUGGGUCACUUCUGUUUCUUGUUAGGAGGAAAUCGUUAAUAUUGGUGCGCAUGAAAAGAGAAAACGGCGUGAACUGGAAAACCGUGUCGGUAUGUCUAUCGAAAUAUAACUUUCCAAUAAAGACGGCUGUAGUUUUUCAUUACAUUAAUCUGCUUUAUUUCUUCAAGUUUUCUACUAAAUCUGAUGGUUCUUUGGAUUUGAGCCAGACCAGAGAAGGAUGCGACUUGAAUAUCUGAGAAAGGAAGAUGACUUAGAAUCUAAUAUAGAAAGAUUAACUGAUCAGGCUUCCCAGUUGAAUCUAGACCGUUAUCAGUUGGCAAUUAAGAUGAAGGUGAAUCUGGAUUGGAUGAUGAUAUCUCGCCCAUUAUGUGCUCAUGUUUAGCUUUCGGUUGUUGUCAUUGUUUUACAUCUCCCAUGGUUCUGUAUGUUCUGACAACUGCUUCCAUUCACCUUUUCUAAAUGUAUGAUUACUUCUUUUCUAGACUUUGCUUAUGGAUGUCAUUUCGCUAAAGCGGCAUUAUGUUGAGAGGCGAAUGACCUCUGUCGACCUUGAUAUACAGGUAAUACUUAAAUGCCUACCUUUCACGUUGUUUCAGGAUUUAAUCUAUUGGUAUGGAACUGAAUACCCAGUAAAAUACCUCACUAAUGGUCACCUCAUAAUUGUGAGACUUCUCUUUGGUUUCGGUUAAGGGUUACUUUACAUAUUCUCGUAAUUGAGCAGUGUCGAGCAGUUCUUUGAAUAAACACCAUUUCCAACAAAACCUUUGAAAUAAUUAGACCACAAGAUUUUUUUUUUUGCUUUUUUGUUUUAACUUUGUAUAUGCCGAUAGUCCUUAUUUUUUCUUUCGUACUUUCUAUCGUUACAGAACCACUUGUGAUUGGAAUUUUCUUUUGCCGUUUCUUGCUGCAGCCGAGCUAUAUAUUUCAGCUAGAUUUUUAAGAGGUGAACUAUUCUGUGGACGUAGGCAAUCAGAAUUUGAAUGUUUAUAAUGUAUGCCUUUAAUUAGAAAGGAUUGCUUCUCCUCUGUUUUCUGCAACUGUUUCCAUUUCUAUGAUCGAAAAAACCUUCAUAUCAAAGUCCUGUCAUCCAGUCUUUUUCAUCUAGAGAAAAGGCAAGAGGAUCACUCUCUUUGUACGAUUGAUUUCUAUUUCUAGGAACGAAAAUCAGUUAUUCAUGGAAAUACUUUGUUUAUUUUACCUUCUUGUUGCUUCUGCUUUAGAUCAAAGACUUGGACGCUAACCUGAAGCAGCAUCGACGAGCAGCUUUACAGGCAUCCACAUAUUAUGACGAGUGUAAGCUGAGAUCUAGAAUACUUCUCAUGAGGAAUACAUGAUUGAUAUAUAUAUAUAUAUAUAUAUAUAUAUGCAGAUGUAUAGUAUCCUUUUUGUUUAAUUUUAGCAAGAAAUUUUAUUUAUGUCGUAUUUUUUGCUGCCGAGAUUUUUUUUCAUCAUCUGCUGUGCGUAAAUUCUCUGCAGAAGUUAUUAUUAUAAUACGUCAUUGGCUGAGACGUUAUGCUAUAAUUUUUGUGAGACGGGUAAAUGCUACAAUGUCCUAAUGGCAUAAAAAGAAGAAUUAAAUGAUUACGAAAGGAAUUUUUUUAGUGGACAUGAAACGUUUCUUCGUUUAUGUAACUAAAAACUAUCACCGAAAGAUUUUUUAGUGAAUGAAACAUUUUAGGAUGCCAUCUGAAGCAAAAAAGGAAAGUAAACGCGUAAAAUAAAAUGAAACUGGUAUUGAUUAAAAUCUAGGUCACAACAUAUUGGUAUAUUGAUUUCCGAUUUACAUUUUAGUUUGAAUUAAACCUUUGGCAUCAUCCCGCUUUUAUUCGGUAGAAAUCUCCAGGGGAUAUUCCUAGUUGUUUUAGUUGAUUCCCAUCAACUAGCCCACAUCAUAGAAACAUUACCGGUAAAUUAUGGAAAGGCAAUCCCAUUUCUUUUCUAAACAUGUCACCGCAAACAUUACACUUUGUCUCUCGAAAGAGUAGCUACUCACAAACUUACCAAAAAGAUUAAUUUUAUUUUUUAUCAAUCAAGUACUGAUAAACAAUUUUCUGUCUCUCUCAUAUUUGAUGUACCCAGAAUAUAAUUUUAAUGCAAGGGAAAAGCAUAUUGAACUUUGCCUUGGAAGAAUACUAGUUCAAACCCUGAUAAGUUAUUGAAUGUCACACUGGCAAUAUUCGUGCAGCGAGUCAGAAUGUAGCAAUCCGAGUCAGUCUGUGCUUCUCUACCCAAACAGGAGAUCUGAUAUUAAAAGGUGAGGGAGGUAAGAGAAGUGAUCAGAACAUAGUCACAUGUGCACGCCUCUCACUGUCUUCAUACUCAAAAAUAAAACUCAUGGAUUCGGUUCCUGGUAGGAAGUCCCAGGUUUUGACUGUGAAUUGGUAGAAAGGAUCCCCUUCGAUGGGAAAAAAUAGACAUUUCUAUGUUCAUUCUUUUUCUUAUCAUUCGGUGUGGAAACAAUGAUAAGUUCUGUUAUUGAUUGCAGAGCUUAUCAGAACAACGUUAACAACUCACGCCCUUGCUAUCCACACUGAAUGCAACAUACUUUUAUGACAUACACUAGAUGACAGGUUUCAUACUUUGAAUAUGUAGUUCAACAUGGUGGCAUACGUAAUGGAAAUCCAUAAAUUAUGCUUGCAGACAAUAAGCAAAUAGAGGUAUAGGUUUUAUACUUAAAAAAUCCUUCAUUUAUGUUUAAAAAACCUUGAAAUGCUUACUCCAUUCAGGCCAGCAUAGACUGUCAUGAUGAAUUUAUAGGAUGUGAUUUUUCUGGUAAACAAUCACUCUAUUCGAGUCUAAAUUAAUCUCAUAGUCGCUGAUUUAGUUGAGGAUCGGAUUAAAACUGUGGAUAAAAGGAAAGGUCAAAAUUAAAUAUUACAACUUCAAAUGGCGGAAUUGAAACAAGAAAGUUAGGAUUAAUCUAAAAGGCAUAAGCAUUGUUUCAAAGUUCAAAGAUAGUCUACGUUUCCAAGACUUAUUAUCAUAAAACAAAUGCGUGGAGGUUUGAAGUUAGAUGAUAAUUCAAAGCUCGAAACCUGCUCAGACUAACAUGGAGGACAAUGGAGAACAGACGAACGGGUAAUUGAAAGUAGCUUUACUUUCCAGUUUCUUAUAUCAGUCAGUUCUUUAAUGACAAAAGGCCAUUACCUUAUACAUCUUCAUCUGUAUGUUGUAUCUUGAUGAUAAAUUAUUUCUUUUCCUCAUGGAGAAAUCAUUGUCUGAAUUGCUGUGUAUUAAUCGUUUGUCAUAUUUGAAUUGAAAUUUUAUGGCAGGCACAAAAGUUACAAAAUCUUUGAAACAAGAACUUUCUGAUGCCAAAUGUCAUGCCGAAUCAAUUGCAAGAAUUACUGUGGAGCUAGAACGGGAAUUCCUUGAGGUGAAACUCCUAUUAAUAACUUUUGUUUCUUGAAGCAUUGGAAUAUCCUUUACUACUCCCAAACUAUCAUUGAACUGUUGCAGCUAUCCAAGAUGUUUCGAUUGCUUUUUUGCCACAGAAGUCAAUGCAAUAUAAUUCAUAUGAUUGUAUUUUUUGGCUUUCUCUUAGUAAUUAUUCGCUUUCAUUCCUCAUAUUCGUUGCACUAAUAUUUUUACACUAUACGUCAAGCCGAAUCAUGUUGAAAGCCGCAUUUAUUGUUCAAUAGAAUCUGUUGAUUCAGAAUAUGAUCUAUUUUCAGAAUGUUAAACACAUUAUAAAUAUAAAUACAAAUUCAUACUAGAGUCUCUGGAAGAAAUAUGGUGCUCUCCUUUUGACAGCAACUCGCCGUUGAAUGGUGAUCACUCUUUCAUCUGCCCAGUAUGUUAGACUAAAGAAUUGAGAAAGAGAAACAUAGAAUGGAGCUUAAUUUAUAAUUAGGUAAAAAGUGUCAAGAAUGAUAACUUUGCUGACGAGGAGACCUCAAGAAACAGAGUGGAUUUUUGAGGUAAGGCCUGAAGACAAUAGCAAAUUAACCUUUGAGAAAAGAAAUUCCAAAGACAACAUUAGAUGCUCGCUCUUUGCAAGAACAAGGAUUGAGGAGGAAUGAAGCUCAAUAAUCAAAGAAUAACUCUCUCUUAAAGUUGUUGGACGAGAUCCUGAAUUGUUCCUGACAUAUUUAAGAAAUGUAGUGUGCCAUCGAUUACCUCUCCCCUUGAAAGUGUUGAGAUUAACUCAACUCGGGGGAGCACUGACAACAAUAUUGAAAACAUCAACGUCAAGGCAGCACAACUGAUCUUCUGUGAUUCAAGCAGCAGGAAUUAAAGAGUAGUUCCUCGAUUUGAUGUAAUAGCUAUUUGCUAGCAUAAAAUGAAGAAUAAACUGAUCAUCCAUAAUAUAGCCAUCAGAUGACCAAUAUCAGUCUGAAAGAGCUUAAGCUCUUAUUUCACGUCAAAAGUAUGCGCAUCAGCAUUGACAGGUCUACAUGCUACCCUAGUAAAGCAUCAAGGUCACCUUUUGUAUCCAUUCCUACAGGUUGUCUAGGAUGCAUUAGGCGGUUAAAAUUUUCAAAAGAUAGAUCGCACAAGUAAAACAAAUCCGAAGAGAGAUUAAGUAGUAUAAUGUGUGUACUUAAUGAUAGUGAGAUUGAAUGAGAUAAGGACAACGAACAGCUGACCUUAAAAAGAAAGGCAUGAAGAUACGGUAUUAGCAAGUUGACCUCUUAAAAGAGAGCCAAUCAACUUGGAAGGAAAUCCCUCUGACAGUAGGAAGUUGGCCUUUUAAUGAAUGAACUAUUCCUAAAAUGGAAACCUCUAAAGGGAAGGGAGAAUCAGAGCUUAAAGGUGUCGGAUGAUACUCUCGAUUUUACCAGAUAAUUGUAAAAUUGGUGUCUUGAUCUCCUUCACUAACCCAAUGUAGAACUUGUUCAAUGUUGGCAAAUUAUUUUUUGUAACAGUUUGAUGAGGCUAUGACUAAUGUGCAUAUACUUAUCUUCGUUAUAAUUGAAGGUUAGGGAACUUGAGGACCCAAAACACACAUAAUAGUAGACAGGGUAACCCUUUCCAACUAUCCUCGAAUCUUUGAUAUACUGAGGAAGUUACUCGAUUGAUUUGAUCUGCCUUCUUUUUCUUUGUUGCUAAAUAUGGAAAACCCCAACUAGAACGAGGUCCCACUCAUGGAAGCCAUAGAGGGAAAUAACUUUUUAUCCUGGAAAAAGUGUCGCACAUCAAUCCCAGUAUUUUGUUCUUCUAUAUACUGUCUAACCGAAAUCAGAAGUUGUCUUGCAGAUGCCUGGCACCAUUGAAGAACUUGAAGCUGCUAUCAUAGAUAUAACUUCUCAAGCAAAUUCAAUCCUUUUCCUCAAUCAAAAUGUUUUGGAGGAGUAUCAAGCACGUCAACAGAAGGUGAUCUUUUGCCAUUCAUCUAAGAACAGUGCAGUAACCCCUGUACGCUGCUUUCUUCUAUUGACUGUUGAUUAUACAGAUGAAUGCUAUUGAGAGGAAACUGGAAGCUGACGUCUGCCAACUAAAUAAAUGCUUAUCUGAAGUAAAUGAGCUUAAGGUAUGUUAAAUUCACCUCAGUCAUUACAUGAUCUGGUCGUUUCUUGUGUAUUGUAUUGUUCCUAUUUGAAUUUUUUUUGCAGGGAGAGUGGCUUCCAACAUUAAGAAAUCUUGUUGCAAAGAUAAAUGAAACAUUUAACCACAACUUCCAAGAGAUGGCUGUUGCAGGAGAGGUUUCACUGGGUAUCCCCAACUAUCUUUUUUGUCUGGGCGUCAUAAACAGGAGGAAUGGGUUCUUAUGUUCUCUUUCAUCAAUCUUAUUGUUCAGAUGAGCGUGAAAUGGAUUUUGAUAAAUAUGGUAUCUUAAUCAAGGUGAAGUUUAGGUGAGUAAUCCUUCAUCUCAAUCACAUCGCUUUCCAAGACUUUAUUUACUGCGCGUGAUAAACUGAGGAUAAUCCUGAACCAGCUGUUCUGUAAAGCUGUUUUUUUUUUUUUUUGGUAAAGAUCAAAUCUUUUAUACGUGAGAUUAAAAUUUCUUUUUUUGUUGUUCAACAGUUAUAGUUUAGUUCACAUCAUUAACUUUCUUCAGCUGAAAGGGAUGCCUCAUUCGUCAGCAUUUGUGGCCCAAUGCAUUAAGUAGGAGGUAGGAUCAAUCCCAGUCCGCCCCACUCAACCAAAUGUCGAUUGCUAUGACAUCAAGGUGCUUGAGCAGGAGAUGAUGGCUAGUGGCCACUACUUUUGCUUAAAUAAAGGUUGUCUAGGUCGUCACUGUGAUCUUCCAUCUGUCCCAGAGGUCGCAUCAUCCCAAUGCUAAGUAGACUAGAAUUUCCUAUUAGUUUUUACAUUAAAAAGCUUAAAGGUUUUAGCAGUUCUCGAGUCAUGUUCGGCAGAGAAGUCGCAGUGGGGCUUGAAUGAGGCCUGCAUAUAAAAGGCGAGCAUGUUCAUCAGUAGUCUCAUCUUUUACUAUAUAUAUUAUUUUCUCCAUUCUCCUCAUGAAAUUUGGUGCUCGCUUUGACACCGCCAAUCUUUCCUUUUCAGACAAACAGGGCAGCUACAGGUGUUGAGCGCUCAUCAUCAAUCAGGAGGGGUGGGUAGCUGCAAAAACUCGAAUGCUUCUCCUCUGUUCUACUCCCCAUGUUUACCUGGCUCUGUUUUCUCUCAAGGAGCGCUCUGUUUCCACCAUUUUGUACCUCGUUUCCUUGCAAGACCUCACAAAUUGCCCUUUCCGAGUCGUCGAUGAGAUCAAUCAAGGUCGGGACCGGAUUUUCUUUUUAAUUUUGUUUUUCUUUUUGUGAUGCUUGAAAGCAUUUGGCUGACAAGUCGAAGCAUAAUCAGGGAUGGAUCCCAUCAAUGAAAGGAAGAUGUUUCAACAGCUUGUGCGGGCGGCCAGCCAACCCACCACACCGCAGUGAGGAAUCCUUCCUCCCACCCAGUUGCCCAAUUCACUUUUUUUUCCCAAUAUGGAAGAUACGAGCAUCGGAUUCUCUCUCUCUGGGUUCAUGUUCUUCAGGUGUUUCCUGCUCACGCCAAAGCUUCUGCCGGAUCUGGAAUACAGCGAUGCUUGUAGCAUUCUGAACAUCAUGAAUGGUCCUUGGAUCGAGAAACCCGCCAAAGGUAUCUCAUCUGUGAGCUGGCCCUUCAUGCAAUUCAUGCUCCCAUGAUCACUCGGUUGACUUAAUGAACUGUCUCAGUGUGGAGGAGCGGAGAGUGCUGGGCGGCUGUGAUGGGUUUCAGGGGAGAAGCUUAG
Spirodela intermedia is the source of this 20917-nucleotide messenger RNA. NCBI's taxonomy places the organism in Eukaryota, Viridiplantae, Streptophyta, Magnoliopsida, Alismatales, Araceae. The record is from the annotation of a GenBank genome assembly.